This is a messenger RNA of Lynx canadensis (Canada lynx), 9333 nucleotides long. It is a transcript of the gene LAMA3, whose product is annotated as laminin subunit alpha 3. The transcript has 71 exons. Gene Ontology annotation, cellular component: basement membrane. Lineage: Eukaryota; Metazoa; Chordata; Mammalia; Carnivora; Felidae. Gene Ontology annotation, biological process: regulation of embryonic development; cell adhesion; regulation of cell migration. Bases 1 to 9333 code for a protein of 3110 amino acids. The record is from RefSeq and is a predicted model, not a curated record. Gene Ontology annotation, molecular function: signaling receptor binding.
AUGUACUACGUGGCCAUCUGGGAAGGCCCUGAAAUCAUGGGCUGUAGUGAGCUGGAAUCUCAGAGGCUUCAGAAUGACUCUAAAGUAGAUUGUUUGGAACAAUUUGGGCAGAAUGCAAAUAUGGCUAUCAGCCAAGAUGAUGAUGUACUUUGUACUACUGAAUAUUCCCGGAUUGUACCUUUGGAAAAUGGUGAGAUUGUGGUGUCCUUGAUAAAUGGUCGACCAGGUGCAAAAAAUUUUACUUUCUCUCACACCCUGAGGGAGUUCACAAAGGCUACAAACAUCCGCCUGUGCUUUCUCCGAACCAACACCCUUCUUGGACACCUCAUUUCCAAAGCACAGAGAGAUCCAACCGUCACUCGGCGGUAUUAUUACAGCAUAAAGGACAUCAGCAUUGGUGGGCGGUGUGUUUGCAAUGGCCAUGCAGAAGAGUGCAAUGCAAACAAUCCUGAAAAACUGUUUCGGUGUGAAUGCCAGCACCACACCUGUGGGAAGACGUGUGAUCGCUGUUGUGCCGGGUACAAUCAGAGGCGCUGGCGGCCCGCCACGUGGGAGCAGAGCAAUGAGUGCGAAGCAUGCAACUGCCAUGGUCAUGCCAUCGAUUGUUACUAUGAUCCUGAUGUCGAGAGGCAGAGGGGAAGCUUGAAUAUCCAAGGCAUCUAUGCAGGUGGAGGGGUCUGCAUUAAUUGUCAGCAUAAUACAGCUGGUGUGAACUGUGAAAUCUGUGCUAAGGGUUAUUACCGCCCUUACGGCGUUCCAGUGGAUGCCCCGCAUGGCUGCAUCCCUUGCAACUGUAACCCCGAACACGCAGAUGACUGUGAGCCGGGCUCAGGCCGCUGCAAGUGCAAACCGAAUUUCCGCGGAGACAACUGUGAGGAAUGUGCGGUUGGGGUGCGGGUGGGCAGAGAAGGGGCACUUGUGACCAGACAAGAAGAUGGUCUCUGGAAAGCUCUCUCUGGCAGAUUUCCAUUUCUGCAACACUAUAGCGGAUCAAGGGAUGUGCUGGAGGUAGCCUUGGCCAUGAGUGCUGUGCAGAACGGUGUGACUGUAACUUGGAAGGAGUUCUCCCUGAAAUAUGCGAUGCCUACGGAAGGUGCCUCUGCCGCCCUGGGGUUGAGGGCCCUCGGUGUGAUGCCUGCCGCCUGGGUUUCUACUCCUUCCCUAUUUGCCAAGGGAUACUGCCAGUGCAAGCUUCAUGUUGAAAGUCCUUCAUGCAGCAUCUGCAAACCAUCAUAUUGGAAUCUGGCCAAAGAAAACCCCAGCGGAUGUUCAGAAUGCCAGUGCCACGUGGCGGGAACAGUGAGCGGAAUUGGAGAGUGUGGGCAGCAGGAUGGUGACUGUUACUGCAAGUCUCAUGUCAAUGGCGAUUCCUGUGACACGUGUGAAGAUGGAUAUUAUGCUUUGGAAAAGAGCAAUUACUUUGGGUGUCAAGGGUGUCAGUGUGACAUCGGUGGAGCGAUCACCCCCAUGUGCAGUGGGCCCUCAGGAGGAUGCCGUUGCCGAGAGCAUGUCGUGGGGAAGGCGUGCCAGCGACCUGAAAACAACUACUAUUUCCCGGAUUUGCAUCAUAUGAAGUAUGAGAUUGAAGAUGGCACUGUACCUAAUGGGAGAGAACUUCGGUUUGGAUUUGAUCCCCUGGAAUUUCCUGAGUUUAGCUGGAGAGGAUACGCCCAGAUGACCUCAGUGCAGAAUAAAGUGAGGAUCAUGUUGAAUGUGGGGAAGUCAAGUCUUGCCUUGUUUCGCGUUAUUCUGAAAUAUAUUAACCCUGGAACUGAAGCCGUAUCUGGCCACGUGACUAUUUACCCAUCCUGGGCUGAGGCAGGUGCUGCUCAAAGCAAAGAAGUCCUCUUCCUGCCAAGUAAGGAGCCAGCCUUUGUCACGGUCCCCGGAAAUGGUUUGGCACACCCGUUUUCAAUUGCACCAGGGACAUGGCUUGCUUGUAUUCAAGCAGAGGGGGUCCUCCUGGACUACCUGGUGCUGCUUCCCAGAGACUACUAUGAGGCAUCCUCACUGCAACUGCCAGUCACACAGCCGUGCGCCAACUCAGGACCUCCCCAAGAGAAUUGCUUGCUUUACCAGCAUUUGCCAGUGACCCGAUUCCCCUGUGCCCUGGCUUGUGAGGCCAGACACUUCCUGCUUGAUGGAGAGCCAAGACCCUUGGCAGUGAGGCAGCCUACUCCCGCACACCCGGUCAUGGCGGACCUCAGUGCAGCCUCCUCCAAGCCUAUUGUGUUAGAUGCCAACUCGACACAGAUAACUCCCAAAGUGGUUUGUGUAAGUACCAGAUUUGACAUGCCUGCCUUUUAUGUCUUUAUCUUGAACACUCAUAACCAGGUGGAGAUACAGCUGCGGCUGCGAGUUCCCCAGGUCGGCCACUACGUGGUGGUGGUGGAGUAUUCCACGGGAGCAGACCAGCUGUCUGUGGUUGCUGUGCACAUGCAGAGCCCUGGGUCAGUCCUGAGAGGCCAGGUGAACAUCUACAGCUGCAUGUACAGCAUCCUCUGCCGGAGUGUUGUGACUGAUGGCAGGAGUCGCAUCGCUGUCUAUGAACUGUUAGCAGAUGCAGACAUUCAGCUCAAAGUGCGUGGGGCCCGAUUCCUUCUGCAUCAAAUUUGUAUCAUACCCAUUGAAGAAUUCUCAGUUGAAUAUUUGAGACCUCAAGUCAAGUGCAUUGCCAGUUACGGGCAAUAUGUUAAUCAAAGUGCUUCUUGUGUCUCCCUGGUUCUCAAAACUCCUCCAACAGCAUUAAUUUUGGAUGUCCCAAGUGGUGAGUCUUCCCUCCUCCUGCCCCAAGAUCCUUCACCUUCUGCUGAUGUUACUGGAGUCACCUUGAAGGCGCCACAGAACCAAAUGACCCUGAGAGGACUUGUACCACACCUGGGCAGAUAUGUCAUUGUCAUCCAUUUUUAUCAGUCAGCGCACCCAACAUUUCCCACGCAGGUGUUUGUGGACGGAGGGCGGCAGUGGGCAGGUGUCUUCCGUGCCUCUUUUUGCCCCCACACACUUGGCUGCAGGGACCAAGUGAUUGCUGAAGAUCAGGUUGAGUUUGACAUCUCAGAGCCAGAGGUAGCUGUGACUGUGGAGGUUCCAGAAGGAAAGUCCUUAGUGUUGGUCCGUGUUCUGGUGGUGCCUGCGGAGAAUUACGACUACCAAAUACUUCACAAAAAAUCAGUGGACAAAUCAUUUGAGUUUAUCACCAAUUGUGGAGGAAACAGUUUUUAUAUUGACCCCCAGACGGCCUCUGGAUUCUGUAAGACCUCUGCCAGAUCCCUGGUGGCCCUUUACCACAAGGGUGCACUGCCCUGUGAGUGCCACCCUACUGGGGCCAUCGGCCGUCACUGCAGCCCAGAGGGCGGGCAGUGCCAGUGCCAACCCAAUGUCAUUGGGCGACGGUGUACCCGCUGUCGAGUGGGCUACUAUGGAUUCCCACACUGCAAGCCAUGCAACUGUGGCCGGCGCCUUUGUGAGGAGACGACGGGGAAGUGCCUCUGCCUUCCCCACACGGUCGGGCCCCAGUGUGAGCUGUGUGACCCGUAUUCCUUCAGCUUCCACCCCCUGGCUGGCUGCGAAAGCUGCAACUGUUCCAGGAGGGGCGCCAUUGGAGCGGCCACCCCGGAGUGUGACAGGGACCACGGGCAGUGCAGAUCAGUAAAACUCCGCUGUAAAAAGGUUACUUUGCUCAAGGUUCUAUAUCCGGUGCAAGCCAGAGUCACAGGGCGGCAGUGUGACCAGUGUGCUCCCGGGUUUUACCACUUCCCGAGUGCGUGCCCUGUCAUUGCAACAGGGAUGGGAGCUGAGCCAGGGGUCUGCAACCCAGGAACCGGAGCUGUGCUUGUGCAAGGUGAGGCAGAACACGUGAUGCCAGGGACGCCAGCCACUGGCCAGGAGAACGUGGAGAGUACGGAAUGUAAUGUGUGUCGAGAAGGAUCCUUCUACUUGGACCCAGCAAAUCCCAAGGGUUGCACCCGCUGCUUUUGUUUUGGAAUAAAUAACAAUUGUCACAGUACACAUAAAAGAAGAGCUAAGUUUGUGGACAUGAUGGGUUGGCGCCUGGAGACAGCAGACAGAGCAGACAUCCCUGUCUCAUUCAACCGGGCAGCAGCAGUGUUGGUCGCGGAUCUCCAGGAGCUGCCCUCAACCGUGCACAGUGCGUCCUGGGUCGCACCUCUUCCUACCUGGGAGACAAGGGUUUCUUCCUAUGGUGGUUACCUCACCUACCAAAUCAAGUCCUUUGGGCUACCUGGCGACAUGGUUCUUCUAGAAAAGAAGCCGGAUGUGCAGCUCACCGGUCAGCACAUGUCCAUCAUCUAUGAGGAGCCAAAUAACCCACGGCCUGACCGUCUGUAUCACGUGCGUGUGCAGGUGGGAAACUUCAGGCACGCCAGCAGCGGUGCCCCCGUGUCCCGGGAAGAGCUGAUGAUGGUACUGUCUAGACUAGAAGGUGUGCGCCUCCGAGGCCUCUACUUCACCGAGACUCAGCGGCUCUCCUUGAGCGGGGUGGGACUGGAGGAGGCCUCUGCCACAGGAAGUGGGCGUAGAGCACAUCAUGUGGAGAUGUGUGCCUGCCCCCCUGGCUACACCGGUGACUCAUGUCAGAACUGCCAGCAUAACACUGCUGGGGAACACUGUGAGCGCUGCAAAGAGGGUCACUAUGGGAAUGCCAUCCACGGGACACUUUUUGCCACUGGCUGUGUUGUGACUGGGGAAAACGUGAGGUGCUCCUGCAAACCUGGAUACACAGGCACACAGUGCGAAAGGUGUGCACCCGGAUAUUUCGGGAACCCCCAGAAGCUUGGAGGUAGCUGCCGGCCGUGCAGUUGUAACAACAAUGGCCAGUUGGGCAGUUGUCACCCCUUGACGGGAGAAGACAAUAGACAAGCUACGGUUUGUUCAGAAGAAGUGGAGAUACUGAAAAAACUUGGAACCAUGUCACAGGAAGGAUUGACAAGCCAGGACAGUGGAAAGAAGACUUGGAAAGGAUACUGCAUAGACCAAGAGCCCAAAGAUGGCAGCCCUGGAGAAGAAUGUGAUGAUUGUGACAGCUGUGUGAUGACACUCUUGAAUGACCUGGCUACCAUGGGUGACAAGCUCCACCUGGUCAAGUCUCAGCUGCAGGGCCUGAGUGCCAGCACCGGCACUUUGGAACAGAUGAAGCACUUGGAGACCCAGACCAAGGACCUGAGGAAUCAGUUACUCAACUACCGUUCUGCCAUUUCAAAUCAUGGAUUAAAAAUGGAUGGUCUGGAAAAAGAACUGAGUAAUCUGAAUCGAGAAUUUGAAGCUUUGCAAGAAAAGGUUCAAAUAAAUUCUAGAAAAGCACAAACAUUACAUAACAAUGUUGAUCGGACAACCCAAAGCACAAAGGAGCUGGACACAAAGAUUAAAAAUGUCAUCCGGAAUGUGCACAUUCUCUUGAAGCAGAUCUCUGGGACAGAUGGGGAAGGAAACAAUGUGCCGUCAGGGGAUUUUUCCAGAGAGUUGGCUGAAGCAGAGCGCAUGAUGACAGAGCUACGGAGCCGCAACUUUGGAAAGCACCUGAGAGAAGCAGAAGCUGAAAAAAGAGACGCUCAGCUCCGUAAGGAUGUUCCCAAAUCCUUGUAUGCAACCCAUUCUAAUGGGCUUGAAAUACAGUGUGCAAAGUGCAAUGUCAUGUCCCCAGUACAGGUGGCUAGUGCUGAAUCGGAUAGGAGCUGGCUGGAAAACCACCAAGUGGAGAACAGUGCACUUGUCAAGAACAUACGGGAUUCUUUAAAUGAGUACGAGGCCAAACUCAGUGAUCUGCGGGCCGCACUACAAGAGGCAACUGCCCAGGCAAAGCAGGCCACUGGCCUCAACCGAGAAAACGAGAAGACUUUGGAAUCCAUCAAGAGACAAGUUAAAGAAAUGAAUUCCCUACAGAGUGAUUUCACCAAGUACCUAACCACUGCAGACUCUUCCUUACUGCAGACCAACACGCUGCUGCAGCUGAUGGGAAAAGCCGGGAGUGACACUGUCUCUGUUUACUUGAAAAAAAUAGAAUAUGAAAAACUAGCUGCCACUUUAAAUGAAGCAAGACGUGAGCUAAGUGACAAAGUGAGAGAACUUUCUCAGUCCGCCAGUAAAGCCUCCCUGGUGGUGGAGGCAGAAACGCACGCGCAGUCUUUACAGAAGCUGGCAAAGCAGCUGGAGGAGAUCAAGAGGAAUGCCAGUGGGGAUGAGCUGGUGCGCUGUGCAGUGGAUGCUGCCACCGCCUACGAGAAUAUCCUCAACGCCAUCAGAGCAGCGGAGGACGCGGCUGACAAGGCCACUAGCGCAUCUGAAUCUGCCCUCCAGAAAUCAGUCCCGGCUCUCAACAACCUACAGCAAACUCUGAAAGUUAUGACAGUUCAGAAAGGAUUGAUUGAUACCAAUAUCACUGCCAUCCGAGAUGACCUUCGUGGGAUACAGAGAGAUGACAUCAGUGAUAUGAUCAGUAGGGCAAAGAGCAUGGUCAGAAAUGCCAACGACAUCACAGAUGAGGUUCUAGAUGGGCUCAACCCUAUUGAGACAGAUGUGGCAAGAAUUAAGGAUACCUAUGGGAGCACACAGAGAGAAGACUUCAACAAGGCUCUCACUGAUGCAGAUAACUCAGUGAAGAAAUUAACCAACAAACUGCCUGACAUUUUGAGCAAGAUUGAAAGUAUCAACCAACAGCUGUUGCCACUGGGCAAUAUCUCUGACAACGUGGACCGUAUCCGGGAGCUAAUUCAGCAGGCCAGAGAUGCUGCAAAUAAGGUUGCUGUCCCCAUGAGGUUCAAUGGUAAAUCUGGAGUUGAAGUCCGGCUGCCGGAUGACCUAGAUGAUUUGAAAGGAUACACAUCUCUUUCUUUGUUUCUCCAAAGACCUGAGUCAAAAGAAAAUGGGGGGACUGAGAAUAUGUUUGUGAUGUACCUCGGAAAUAAAGAUGCCUCCAGGGACUACAUCGGCAUGGCAGUUGUAGAUGGCAAGCUCACGUGUGUCUACAACCUGGGAGAACAGGAGUCUGAACUCCAAGUGGACCAGAGCUUGACCGAGAGCGAAACUCAGGAGGGCGGUUAUGGACCGGGUGAAAUUUCAGAGCUUCCUGCCAGACUAAGGUUCCCUCCGUACAAAGGUUGUAUUGAACUGGAUGACCUCAAUGAAAAUGUUCUGAGCUUGAGAAAGGAAGAGUCGGACAAAAAUUAUUUUGAAGGUACAGGCUAUGCUCGAGUUCCAACUCAACCAAAUGCUCCCUUCCCGACCUUUGGACAAACGAUUCAAACCACCGUGGAUAGAGGUUUGCUGUUCUUUGCAGAAAAUCAGACGUGGAAGCUUCCCUGUUUCAAGCAGCUGUGGUUUCUGGAGGCCAUUCUUCAGUCUAGUUUGGAGAAAUCCGAAGUGACUCUCCAAGUCAUGGUCAGCGCCAUCUGCUGGGGAUGGGCCCAGACUUGCCCACAUCCUGGAAGCAAUGAUGAACUGGCCAGGACCUCAAGUGUAGCAGAUGGGAGACCACAGAGUGUGGUGGGUGCCACGAAGGAGAAGCUCAGGGUCCUGCGAGUCCCCCGGAGGGAAUGUAAUCCGCUUGGGGGCAUCAAGAAGGUGGUCUCUGGCUGGGACCUGAAGUAUAGGAGCAAUCAACAUAUGUUUAACAUUUCUACACCUGCUUUCCGAGGCUGCAUGAAAAAUCUGAAGAAAACUACUGGUGUUGUUAGGUUGAAUGACACUGUAGGAGUAACAAAAAAGUGCUCAGAAGACUGGAAGCUCGUGCGAUCUGCCUCAUUCUCCAGGGAUGGACAAUUGAGUUUCACCAAUUUGGAUUUGGCUUUUCCCAACCACUUCCAGGCCUCCUUUGGAUUUCAGACCUUUCAACCCAGUGGCCUAUUAUUAAGUCACCAGACAGAGGCAAAUAACCUGCAGGUCACCCUGGAAGAUGGUCACAUUGAACUGAACACCAGGGAUGGAAGUAGCCCCAUUUUUAAAUCCCCCCAGACGUACACAGAUGGUUUGCUGCACUACGUAUCUGUAAUAAAUGAUGACUCUGGACUCCGGCUUCUCAUUGAUGACCAGCCUCUGAAGAAUAACCACAGGCUAAGACACUUGUCAAAUUCCCAGCAAACCCUGCGUCUGGGCGGAAGUCACUUUGAGGGUUGUAUCAGCAAUGUUUUUAUCCAGAGGCUCUCAGAGAGACCUGCAGUCCUGGACUUGGCCAGUAAAUCUACCAAGAGAGGUGUGUCGCUGGGAGGCUGCAGUUUAAAUAAACCACCUUUCCUCAUGUUGCUUAGAGGUUCUACAAGGUUUGACAAAGCCCACACUUUCAGUAUCAACCAGCCAUUGCGGGACACACCAGCGGCCUCCCCAAGGAGCAUGGAGGUGUGGCGAGAGGCCCAGUCUUGCCGGCCACCUCCCCGGGCCCAGGCCAGUCACGGAGCCCUCAGGUUUGGGGACCGUCCCACCAGCCACUUGCUCUUCACGAUUCCCCAGGAGUUGCUGGAACCCAGGUCACUGUUUGCUGUGGACAUGCGGACAGCCUCCUCCAGAGGGCUCGUGUUUUACACGGGCACUAAGAGUUCCUAUAUGGCUCUUUAUCUUUCAAAGGGACGACUCAUCUUUGCUUUGGGGGCAGGAGGGAAAAAGCUGAGGCUCAAAAGCAAAGAGAAGUGCAAUGAUGGGAAAUGGCACACGGUGGUGUUUGGGCAAGAUGGAGAAAAGGGGCACUUGGUUGUGGAUGGUCUGAGGGCCCAGGAAGGAAGUUUGCCUGGAAAUUCCACCUUCGGCCUCAGAGCACCAGUUUACCUGGGAUCACCUCCCUCAUGGAAACCAAAGGUCACGGCCUCUGUGGACAGUGAGGCGGGGGGCAUCUUGACAUCAGUUACACCAAAGCAGUCUCUGUGUGACGGGCGGUGGCACUCGGUGACAGUCACCAUAAAACAACACAUCUUGCACCUGGAACUGGACACAGAGAAUAGCUACACUGCUGGACGGCUCCCCUUCCCACCUGCCAGCACUCAGGAGCCACUGUACAUUGGAGGCAUUCCAGCCCAUUUGAAGACGCUGAAGCUCCCUGUGUGGAAAUCAUUUUUUGGCUGUCUGAAGAAUAUUCAAGUCAACCACAUUCCUAUCCCUGUCACUGAAGCCAUGGACGUCCAGGGAUCUGUGGACGGUUCUGGCAUUCUGUAUGCUCCUCAGAGUACCAGUGGAAGAGAGCCCUCCCCCCACUGUCUAGUGCCCGUUGCCCCCUCUUGGAGGCAGCAUAACGUCCCCGAAGAUGUCCAUGCUCUAACCCCAGAACCUGUGAAUGUUGCCUUUCCUGGCAAAAGAGACUUUGCAGAUGGGAUUAAGCGAAGGACCUUGAGUUGA